AUGAAAUUUUCAUCAGUUGUAUUAUCUGCUUUAUUAGCUAAUUUGGUUGCUUCUGCUCCAAUUAAAACGGUUAUUGUUACUGCUUUCACUACUGUUUUGGUAGAUAGUAAAGGUAACACUAAGAUUCAAACUGAAGCUGCCACUGCUACUGCUACUCUUAGUGGUAAUGCUGCUGCUGCAAACACAGAUGUUACUCAAGAAUAUAAUACCCCAUCUACAACUUUUACUGCUACUUCAUAUAAUAACAAUAAUAACUGGGCUAGUGCUCCAAGUUCUGUUGAAACUUCUAUUGUUGAACCAGCUACUAGUGAAAUUAUUGAACCAUCAACCACAAAUAACAUUCAAACUACUUUAUCAACUCAAACCACAUCAUCUCCAUCAACAACUUCAGCAACUUCUUCUUCUUCUUCUUCUUCUUCUUCGGCACAACCAACUGGAUCGGAAUUUUCUGGUGAAGGUACUUUUUACUCUACUGGUUUAGGUUCAUGUGGUAUCACCAGUACCGAUUCCGAUUUCAUUGUUGCUAUUUCUCAUGAAUUAUAUGAUUCUAAAUCUGUUGGUAAUAAUCCAAAUCAUAAUCCAUUAUGUAACAAGAAAAUUAGAGCAUUUUAUGAAGGAAAAUCCGUUGAUGUUACUGUUGUUGAUCGUUGUGAAGGUUGUGCUUAUAAUGAUUUAGAUUUCUCACCCGCUGCUUUUGAUAAAUUGGCUGAUGAAUCAUUAGGAAGAAUUGAUAUUACUUGGGAAUGGCUCAAUUAG
Candida albicans SC5314 is the source of this 756-nucleotide messenger RNA. RefSeq names its product Dag7p (gene DAG7). NCBI's taxonomy places the organism in Eukaryota, Fungi, Ascomycota, Pichiomycetes, Serinales, Debaryomycetaceae. The transcript has a single exon. The coding region runs from base 1 to 756 and encodes 251 amino acids. The record is from RefSeq and is a predicted model, not a curated record.